Canariomyces notabilis is the source of this 1524-nucleotide messenger RNA. RefSeq lists its product as uncharacterized. Lineage: Eukaryota; Fungi; Ascomycota; Sordariomycetes; Sordariales; Chaetomiaceae. The coding region runs from base 1 to 1524 and encodes 507 amino acids. The transcript is spliced from 2 exons. The record is from RefSeq and is a predicted model, not a curated record.
AUGUCUCCGCCAUUUCGCCUAGCAAUUCCCAUCCCUACGCCGCUGCCAGGGAUCGACAGCAGCGCCAAUGCUCUCGUAUCGGCUCUACAGCGUCGAAGAAACGGAAGGAAUCCAUCAGAGCAGAAAACGGUACAGAUCAUAGGCUAUGUGCUCGCUGCCCUUGUCGGCCUCGUCGUGCUCGUCAUUCUCUUUCGUUUCUUCUAUAUCAGGCGCCGCCGUGCCGCCCACAACUACCAUCCGGCGCAUCGCGACGAUGACUCGCCUACUACUCGUCAAAUCAACCGACAUAACCAAGACAAUUUGGAAGACGCAUUAACAGAGGCCCAGGCGCGAGACGGGAGCGGGCAAGCAGUAAACGGGGAUGCCGGGGUAGAUCGAACGACCUCGGUCCGUAGCGUCAUGACGCUCCCUGUGUACCGACCAAAAGCGACCGAAAACGAGCAGGUGAUUGGUGUCGAAGGGGAGCGCGACGGGAUCGACGUUGUGGUGGAGAUGCCCACGGCCGAGCUGGAGGAAGCGCUGCGCGACGAGGAAAUGGAGGCUCUUUACCGGAUUCGGGCCGCCCGGCGCCGCCAGAUUGCCGACCGCGAGGAGAGACGCCGUCUUCGCCGCGAGGCGCGCGAGGCAAACGACGUGGUGGCACUGCGAGAGCUCCGUGACCGCGCACGCGAGCGCGCAAACCAAAACGUGGCCGAAAUUGAAGCACUGCGCCAAGAGCACGAACGCAUCCGAGAAACCCGACAGCGCGCCGUCAGCAGCGUGUCGUACGCCGAUCUGGGCAUUGCCCGCGCCGACGGGACCCGCAUCCGCGCCAACAGCACCGAAAGCACCGAGCGCAUCGGCCUACUCAGCGACGCAGCAAGCAUGGACGGUAGCAGCCUGUUUCAGCGCCGCGACCGGAGCGCAAGCGCGAGCCUCAGCAUCGACACAGCCCGCAGCCUGCACAGAUCUGAGAGCCCCGCCCUUACCGUUGGCGGCGGCGCAAGUCCGUACACGCUUGUUACAGGAGGAGGGCGGACUCCCAACCGCUCAAGAGCCAGCUCGGCCGCGACCACCCCGCGUGCCGGGUCCAGCCCGGAGAUGAUCGACGCCGAGGACGCUGCCUCGGCCGACCUGGGCCUGGGCGGCGCGGGCUUCCCGCCUCCGCCGGGAUACGACGAGGUCAGUCUCGGCGAGCUAACGCCCAUGCAUUCCCGCCGCAACUCCAUCGUGUCGGCCGUCUCAGCCUUAUCCGGAGGAGCCAGCCGGAGCGCCAGCCCUUACCCAGAGCCGCCGCCUGAAUAUCCCGGUCCGAGUCCCGUCCCGAGCCCCGGGCUCUCCCCUGGCGGGCCGGCCCAAACGAGGAAUAACAGGCUGUCGGCGCACAUGGAGGACCUGGCUGCGCAGGUACAAACGCAGACGCGGGCCGAGGAGCAAUCAGGGAGCAGCAGGACAAGGCCACAGGGCGGCGUGCCAAGACUGCCCAGUCUGAGGAUGCACCAGGUGCCCCAGAUUGUGAUUGAGCCUUCAAGUGCGAGACCUUGA